This is a messenger RNA of Cydia splendana, 857 nucleotides long. Its product is annotated as cuticle protein 38-like. NCBI's taxonomy places the organism in Eukaryota, Metazoa, Arthropoda, Insecta, Lepidoptera, Tortricidae. The transcript has 2 exons. The record is from RefSeq and is a predicted model, not a curated record. The coding region runs from base 141 to 857 and encodes 238 amino acids.
UUCUAAAUGACAUUUUGAACACAUAUGUCAAUACAGCUUCCUACAUUUCUCCCGCCGCUUUUUAUCUUGCCCGCUAUAAAUAGUGUGGUCGCCGCCGAAACGACAUUCAGUAGCCUUCGCGCAGUCUACAGAAGUGCACGAUGAGAGUACUGAUUGUCGCCGCCGUCCUCGCCUGCGCCGCCGCAGCGCCCUCGGGCCUGCUGGCUGGUCCCUACGGCCAUGGUCUCAUCGGCCAUGCCGCUCCCCUGGCUUACGGCCAUGGCGCCCCUCUGGCUUACGGCCAUGGCGCCCCUCUGGCUUACGGCCACGCCGCCCCCUUGGCUGUAGCGCACGCCGCCGUCCCCACCAUCUCCCCCGGUGACAUCCAGGGCGCCGCCAUCGAUGCCCAUGUUGAGGCUGUUGACCACGUCCGCGCCGCCGUCGACCAGGCUUCCGAGCUCCAAGGACAGGCCAUCAACGCCGCCGAGGACCACUCGUGGCAGGCUGUCGAUGCCGUGAAGACCCACGAGGCUCAGUUGGACGGUGCCGCCGCCGGUGCCGCACCCAUCCUGGCUAAGCAGCUGGCCGGACACGCCGGAGUGUACGCCGCCCCCGCGCUCGCGCACGCCGCCUACGCCGCGCCCAUCGCGCACGCCGCCUACGCCGCUCCCCUCGCGCACGCCGGCAUCGCGCACGGCGGCAGCCACUCCGUGUCCUCGCAGUCCCUGCACCAGACCCACCCCGCCCCCCUCGUGCACGCUCCCGUGCUCGCUCACGCCGCCCCCGUCGCCUACGGCGCGCACGCCGCCCCCGUCGCGUACGCCGCGCACGCCGGCUACGCUCACGCCGGACUCGCUCAUGGUCUCUCCCACUGGUAA